CGGCUCCCACUGCGCGUGUGCGCCGGUCACUCUGCGUCUGCGCGCUCGGUUUCCAGGUGACGGGGUGAUGGCGGCGGGUGCGGCGGGGUGUGAGCACUACUCGCGCUCCUGCCGGCUCAAGGCACCGUGCUGUGGAAAGUUUUACAUCUGUCGCCUGUGCCACGAUGAUGCAGAAAAUCAUCAGCUUGAUCGCUUCAAGGUCACUCAAGUUCAGUGUGCAAAGUGUGAGACGGUUCAGAAGGUUCAACAGAGCUGUGAAAGCUGUAAAACUGUGUUUGGGGAAUAUUACUGUGACACAUGCCAUCUGUUUGAUGUGGACAAGAAACAGUACCACUGCCCAUCCUGUGGCAUAUGCAGGAUUGGACCAGAAGAUGAUUUUUUCCACUGUGUGAAGUGUAACUUGUGUCUAGCUACUCAACUCCGUGGGAACCACAAGUGUGUUGAAAACGUUUCACGACAGAACUGUCCAGUAUGCAUGGAGGACAUUCACACUUCUCGCAUUGGCGCUCAUGUCCUCGCCUGUGGGCAUCUGCUUCACAAGACUUGCUAUGAAAUGCUGUUUAAUAAAGGAGCCUAUCGGUGCCCUUUGUGUAUGCAGUCUGCGACUGACAUGACUAAAUACUGGGAGGAGCUGGACACAGAAAUCGCCCAGACCCCAAUGCCGUCAGACUAUCAGAACAUGGCCGUUAAGAUCAUGUGUAAUGACUGUCAGCUCCACAGUACUGCGCCGUUUCAUGUGUUGGGUCUGAAGUGCAGUGGAUGUGGAUCUUACAACACCGCCCAGGAUGGAGGACUAAUCACACUUCAGUGAUAGCAAUAACACAGAGCCUGCAUCCUGUCCAAUUCUCAAUUAAACUCUUGAAAGUA
Messenger RNA from Pristis pectinata (smalltooth sawfish), 867 nucleotides. It is a transcript of the gene rchy1, whose product is annotated as ring finger and CHY zinc finger domain containing 1. Lineage: Eukaryota; Metazoa; Chordata; Chondrichthyes; Rhinopristiformes; Pristidae. Gene Ontology annotation, molecular function: zinc ion binding; ubiquitin protein ligase activity. Gene Ontology annotation, cellular component: nucleus. The coding region runs from base 68 to 811 and encodes 247 amino acids. The record is from RefSeq and is a predicted model, not a curated record. The transcript has 9 exons. Gene Ontology annotation, biological process: protein ubiquitination; ubiquitin-dependent protein catabolic process.